This is a messenger RNA of Closterium sp. Naga37s-1, 3516 nucleotides long. The record is from the annotation of a GenBank genome assembly. Lineage: Eukaryota; Viridiplantae; Streptophyta; Zygnematophyceae; Desmidiales; Closteriaceae.
AUGAACACAGCCCUUACGCAUUCCCCCUCCUCUCCCACCAUUCCCCUUGGCCUUCCCCCUUGCAACCCUUCACAAACCAACUCUCUCCAGGCGACCAGGUGGCUGCUAUUCACAGAACAGGCCCCUCUCGCCUGGCUGCACUCUCUUGAACAUACACACCCUCCCUUACGCAUUCCCCCCUCCCUCUUCCCCCCCCACACACCCUUUCCCACCCUCCCUAAUCCCUUGCCCGGCGACCAGGCGACCAGGUGGCUGCUAUUCACGGAGCAAGCCCCUCUCGCCUGGCUCCACUUCUUCUUCUGCGCUCUCCUCGGAAUGCUCUCCUCCAUCCUCCUCCUCCUCUCCUCCUCCCUCCUCUCCGCCCCGCACCUCCCCCCCGUCCGCUCCCUCGCAAUCGCCUCCUCCUCCGGCCACGCCUCCAACAUCUCCUCCGGACUCGCCCUCGGGAUUGCCGCCGCCGCGCCGCCAGCUGUCAUCGUGGGAUUGGCCGUGGCGGCGGCGGUGUGGCUGGGGCGGAAUUCGGGUCUGGUGGAUGGGAAGGGGGAGCCGGCAGGGGGGCUGCUGGGGCUGGCUGUGGCGGUGAUGGGCAUGCUCAGCAGCGGGUGCUUCUCCCUCACCACGGAUCUGUUUCAGCUGGCUGUUUCACACGCCGGCCUGCUCUGUAAAAUGAUGGCACAGGUGGGUGUGGGAUCAACCAAGGUCAGUCAAGGGGAUUGGUGGAUCGGAAUAGGCGGGAGAGCUGGUGAAGGGGGGGGGUUGGGGGAGCUUGUGGGGGGGCUGCUGGGGCUGGUGGAUGGGAAGGGGGAGCUGGCGGGGGGACUGCUGGGGCUGGCUGUGGCGGUGAUGGGCAUGCUCAGCAGCGGGUGCUUCUCCCUCACCACGGACCUGUUUCAGCUCGCUGUUUCACACGCCGGCCUGCUCUGUAAAAUGAUGGCACAGGUGGGUGUGGGAUCAACCAAGCACCAGAAGCAGCAGCAGCAGGGGCAGAUGCAACAGAUGCAGGAGUUCAGCCUGGGCCCGGCAGCACAUGAUGUGAUGCAGCAGGACGCACAUGGCAUGGCAGCACAUAACGUGGCAUCACAUGGCAUGGACGCAUAUGGCAUGGGUAUGCAGGAUGGAAGCGGCAUCACUUCAGACCAUAUGGGAGCAGCAGCAGGAUCACCGCAUCUGCUGCAACAACCUUUAUCCUCAGACCCGGCAGCAGCAGCAGCGGGAGGCGGGGGGACAGGAGGAGAGGUGGCAACAGGAGACCCUGAGGAGAGGUCCUCGUUACAGUCGUCGUCACUACAAUCCUCUGCGCUUCCACCCCACGCCCCCUCAUCAUCAGCAGCGGCGUCACCAGCAGCGGCCGCGGCAGCGGCUGCUGCUGCAGUGUUACGGACGCCAGUCAGUCCCUUGGAGGCAGCAGCAUCAGCUGUAGCGUCAGCUACUCGGGGCAUGGGGUGUGGUGCCUCCUCGCUCUGCUCUCUGCUGCUUGUGCACGCCUUUGUGGCCCUUGUCUCCUCUUACUCCAGCACAGCGCUGCACAAUCACAGCGCUGCACAAUCACAGCGCUGCACAAUCACAGCACUGCACAAUAUUGACCUGUUGCGGCCAGAGCUGCUGGUGGCGUGCAUGGCGAGGGCAGCAAUGGUGGUGGGAUUUGUAGCGAUGGCAGCAGGUGGUCCAGUUGCUGGUAGCAUGCAUGGUGGGGGCAGCAGUGGUGGUGGGAGGUGUUGUGGCGAUGCCAGGCGGAGUUACUUGUUUUUAAACGAUACUCGUGCCACUCCCGUCCCUCUGCCGCAUUCUUGCCAACAGAUUGACUUGCUGCGGCCAGAGCUGCUAGUGGCGUGCAUGGUGGGGGCAGCAGUGGUGGUGGGAGGUGUUGUGGCGAUGCCAGGCGGAGUUACUUCUGCUAGUGGCGUGCAUGGUGGGGGCAGCAGUGGUGGUGGGAGGUGUUGUGGCGAUGCCAGGCGGAGUUACUUGUUUUUAAACGAUACUCGUGCCACUCCCGUCCCUCUGCCGCAUUCUUGCCAACAGAUUGACUUGCUGCGGCCAGAGCUGCUAGUGGCGUGCAUGGUGGGGGCAGCAGUGGUGGUGGGAGAGCUGCUAGUGGCGUGCAUGGUGGGGGCAGCAGUGGUGGUGGGAGGAGUGGCGAUGGCAGGAGAGCUGCUAGUGGCGUGCAUGGUGGGGGCAGCAGUGGUGGUGGGAGGCGUGGCGAUGGCAGGUUCGGGGGUGACGCGGUGCACGGCCAUUGUUGUGCGAGAGGGACGCAGACACCUGCACCACCGAGCUGAGGAGAAGCAGGCAUACCCGAGGGCGCCCAUGGUACUGGAUGAUCCAUCUCGCUUCGUGGGUGCAGUGGCGGCUGUGCAGGCGCCCAUGGUACUGGAUGACCCGUCUCGCUUCGUGGGUGCAGUGGCGGCUGUGAGCCUCAGGGAGCUGCUGCUGCCAGGCCUGCUCGCUGUCGCUGCUCCAAUCGCCAUGGGCAUCAUAGUGCGGUCAGUAGGCAAAGCCACCCUCCAGCCUCUCUUGGGAGCACGGGCGGUGGCGGCGCUGCUUCUAGUCGCGGUGCUGGUGACGCUGCUCCUGGCAGCGCUCUUCAACGGGGCUGGCAGUGCGUGGAGGGGCGCCAGGGACGUGGUGGAAGCAGGGCACUUGGGAGGGCCGGGGAGUGAAGCACACAAAGCCACCAUCACUGGCGACACGGUUGGUGGUACUCUGCGGGAGACGCUAGCACCCACACUUGACAUCCUGCUCAACCUGCUUGCUACAGCUGCUCUAGCGGCUGCUCCCCUCACCGCCAUGUUAGCAGCGCGCGCAGCCACGCCCGCUGCGCAUUCGUGCCACCCCGGGCUCCAAGCAGCCAUGGCGCCCGUGCGCACCUUCGCCGCAAGUUCCCACUCGCUACCCAUUCCUUCCCCACAACGGCUUCCUGCGCGCUUUGAAGCGCAAAGCCGCGUCGCCUCCGUCUCUGGAGUGCGCGCGAGGCGCGCUGGGGGAUUGCGGAUACGAGCCAUGGCGGAGAAACCAGACGACAACAACCCGAGCAACCCCUCCACUGAGUCGCAAUUCAUGCGCGAAUUGCGGCGGCGCCGCGCGGCCCAGUCCUCCAACAGCCAAUCAGACCCUGCCAGCAAGGCACCCGGCGCAGAAGCGGGGAGCGGAGGGGCGGGGGGAAGUGGCGCGGGAGGGGGGCCGGGAAUGCGCGACCAGCGGGCGGUUUCAAACGCGCUUAACAGUGAAGGGCUGGAGGGCCUACCAGCACGAGCAGCUGAACUGCUGAAGCUAGGGUUCUCCUUCUAUCUACCGCUCUGGCCCUUUGCUCUCGCCAUUAUCACUGUCUUCACCGCUAUGUACCUGUUUCUGGGAUCAGACUUUGUGCAUCCGGGCAAGAGUUACGGGGAGGGCCGGCAACCCCCGAGCUACAUCGACCCAUAUGCGCUGCUGGAGGAGGAAGAGAAACACAUGGAGCGAAUUCCUUAUGAUAUGAGCACGUACCUAAAGGAUAACUACGAUCCUGAGCUGGAUGGGUGA